Suricata suricatta (meerkat) is the source of this 993-nucleotide messenger RNA. RefSeq names its product janus kinase and microtubule-interacting protein 1-like. The coding region runs from base 1 to 759 and encodes 252 amino acids. Lineage: Eukaryota; Metazoa; Chordata; Mammalia; Carnivora; Herpestidae. Gene Ontology annotation, molecular function: microtubule binding; kinase binding; GABA receptor binding. The record is from RefSeq and is a predicted model, not a curated record. The transcript has 7 exons.
AUGGAGUACAUCCUCUUCGUGCUGUAUUUCUCCUUCUUUCUCUGUCUCUGUGCCCUGGUGUGUCUGUACUUUUCCGGCUGCCAGGAGAUGACCUACAAGCAUGAAGUGGCACUCACAUGGGCCCAUCGAGGGUCGGCGUGCUGGGCACGGUGCCUGCAUGAGCUCACUCAGUGCUCUUGGAAGCAUGUUGUGGAGACAUUUUUUGGAUUUGACGAGGAGUCUGUGGACUCGGAAACAUUGUCAGAAACAUCCUGCAACACGGACCGGACGGACAGGGCCCCGGCCACGCCCGAGGAAGACUUGGAUGACGCAACGACGCGGGAGGAGGCCGACCUGAGGUUCUGCCAGCUGACCCGGGAGUACCAGGCCCUUCAGCGGGCCUACGCCCUGCUUCAGGAGCAGGUCGGUGGGACGCUGGACGCCGAGAGAGAGGCCCGGACUCGGGAACAGCUCCAGGCUGACCUGCUGAGGUGUCAGGCGAAAAUCGAAGAUUUGGAGAAGUUACUGGUUGAGAAGGGACAGGAUUCCAAGUGGGUUGAGGAGAAGCAGCUGCUCAUCAGGACGAACCAGGACUUGCUGGAAAAGAUUUACAGACUGGAAAUGGAAGAGAGUCAGCUGAAGCAUGAAAUGCAAGACGCCAAGGACCAGAAUGAGCUGCUAGAGUUCCGAGUGCUGGAGCUCGAAGUAAGAGACUCUAUCUGUUGCGCGCUCUCAAACGGAGCAGACCUGCUCUUUGAGCCCAAACUGAAAUUCAUGUAAAGCCCCCGAUGCCCUCCAGCAUGUGUAAAGGGACGUGGUAGAGUUCUCUUUUCUUUUCUUUCCUUCUUCUUCUUCUUCUUUUUUUUUUUUAAAUCUGUAUGUUCAGAAUAAUUUCACUGCCUUAAUCUGUUCUGGAGAGAAUGCUCACCGAAGUCUUUGGACCUGUACCAAAGCUAAUCUAUUUAUUGCCUACGGCUUGUUUUGCACUUAAUAAAAUAAUUUGUUUUUGCAAUA